Molecule: messenger RNA, 1317 nt
Organism: Trichoderma harzianum CBS 226.95
Lineage: Eukaryota; Fungi; Ascomycota; Sordariomycetes; Hypocreales; Hypocreaceae
Exons: 2
Coding region: 1-1317 (438 amino acids)
Biological process (GO): positive regulation of TORC1 signaling; cellular response to amino acid starvation
Cellular component (GO): nuclear pore outer ring; Seh1-associated complex
Molecular function (GO): structural molecule activity; protein binding
Source: RefSeq, a predicted model, not a curated record
AUGACAAGCUCGAUCCCGCAGUCGCCGACAGACGACGAAAACAAGUCGUUUGACCUCAACCUGCAGCACGGCCACAGAGACCUGGUGCAGGCGAUUGCGUUCAACGCUUACGGCGACCGGUGCGCGACGGGGUCUGUGGAUGGCAAGAUUCGGGUGUUUAACCGGCAUCGGGAUGGGACGUGGAGGUUGUGCGAUACAUGGAGCGCGCAUGGAGGCGAGGUUGUCGAGCUACAAUGGCUUCCAUCUACGAUAUAUCCCAACCUCGUCGCCUCUCUCGGCAUAGAGGGCUGGUUCCGUCUCUGGGCUGAGAACCCUUCAGCCGCUCCAGGGCGCCGCUUCUGCGCCGCGCGGUCGGUCAAUGGCCGUCCCGCCUUCGACACGCGGUCGACGCGGGCGCCGUACCGGUCCUUCUCCAUGAAGCACAACGAGGAGACGCGGCAGACGUACCUGGCGCUGCUGGCGACGGACGGGCGGCUGACCGUGUACGAAAACGACCAGCCCGAGAACCUGGCCGAGUACACGUCGAUUGACGAGUUCAGCAUCUGCCCGCGGCCCGGGCGCGGCGACGAGGUGGCCUUCAAGGUGCGCUUCGACCCGAACCCGGAGCCGUGCUACGCGGCGCUCAGGGCGGGCGUGCAGUCGGACUCGCUGGGCUUGGUGGUGGCGGGCAUGACAUCGGUGAAAGUGUACCGCACGCGGGAGAUUGCGUCGUCGAACUUUGGCGCCAACACGCUGCAGAAGGAGUUUUACUUGGCGGUCGAGAUUGAGGGACAUAGGGGACUCGUCAGGGACGUGGCGUGGGCGCCGGGCAACAUCAGGGGCUACGACAUGAUCGCAACAGCCUGCCAGGACGGCUACGCGCGCGUCUUCCGCAUCGACACUCCUUACUCCGACAACGACGGCAAGUCGUGGUCCACAGCCCACCUCCUCAAGCCCGACAGCCGCGCGCCCAAGGACACAUCAUUAUCGUCAAAGGACGAAAACAACAACACGCCCGGCCCCAGCACAAACAACCACAACUUCCAGCACCACCACCAGCCGUCCUCCACGCUCAGCGCCAGCCUCGCCAAGUCGAGCGCCGUCCACGAGCGCGCCUGGACCGGCCAGCCCGGCCAGAUCAAGCACGUCGCGCGCGAGGUCUCCCGGCUCGACAGCCACCGCACGCCCGUGUGGCGCGUGGGCUUCGACGACGACGGCCAGAUAUUGGGCAGCACGGGCGACGACGGGCGGCUGCUGUGCUAUCGGCAGACGCCGGACGGGCAGUGGGCCAAGAGCUCGGAGCUGGUCAUGAUGAAGACGAGGAUGGCGACGCCUUGA